CUCGGCGCUCGACCACAGCGUGUCAGUCUGUCUUCCGGUUUCUGCCCGACGCACCUGCCGAGCGCCGAGCCACCGAUGGCUAUGGCUGUCGCGGGUCUCUGAGGAAUCUCGAAGGCCGGGAGUCGGGGGCUGGAGCUGGAGAGUAGGCUACCGGCUGACUGUCGGAAGUCGCAGGGAGAGAGGAAGGGUGUUGGCUUGCUCGGAGCCUACACCGAGAGCGCAGCGGUGGCUGAGAUUCCUUCUGCUGAAGAGAGGAAAGCUCAUCCAAGGCCACAAUGUCACUUCCCAGUUAUCCAAGAGCUGCCUGCUCAAGCUAACACUGCCAGAAUCCUGCUCCCUUGGGAGGAGUCAAGCUGACUUGGCAUGAGGUCCCUGCCUUCCUGGGGUUGAGAGAAGUACAACUAUGGCAUCUUUGGAUGACGCAGGGGAAGUGAGGGAAGGCUUCCUGUGCCCUCUGUGCCUGAAGGACCUUCAGUCUUUCUAUCAACUUCAGUCACAUUAUGAGGAAGAACACUCAGGAGAUCGUGAUGUCAAAGGGCAAAUUAAAAGUAAGAAAUCUUGUUCAGAAGGCUAGGAAAGCAAAGAACAAGUUGUUGAAACGAGAAGGAGAUGAUCGAGUGGAGCCAGGGACCCAAGGAUACGAAUCAUUCAGCUAUGGAGGGGUUGAUCCUUACAUGUGGGAACCUCAAGAGCUUGGUGCUAUGAGAAGCCAUCUUUCUGAUUUUAAAAAACAUCGUGCUGCAAGGAUUGACCACUAUGUUGUUGAAGUCAAUAAAUUAAUAAUCAGGUUGGAAAAGCUUACCGCAUUUGACAGAACAAAUACUGAGACCUCAAAGAUUAGAGCAAUAGAAAAGUCCGUGGUGCCUUGGGUCAAUGACCAGGAUGUUCCAUUCUGUCCAGACUGUGGGAAUAAGUUCAGCAUCCGGAACCGCCGUCACCACUGCCGCCUCUGUGGGUCUAUCAUGUGCAAGAAGUGUAUGGAGCUCAUUGGCCUGCCCUUGGCAAAUAAGCUCACCAGUGCCAGCAAGGACUCCCUGAGCACCCACACCAGCCCCAGCCAGUCACCUAACAGUGUCCAUGGCUCCCGCCGAGGCAGCAUCAGUAGCAUGAGCAGUGUCAGCUCAGUCCUGGACGAGAAGGAUGAUGAGCGCAUCCGCUGCUGCACGCACUGCAAGGACACGCUGCUCAAGAGAGAGCAGCAGAUGGAUGAGAAGGAGCACACGCCUGACAUCGUGAAGCUCUACGAGAAACUUCGACUUUGCAUGGAGAAAGUUGAUCAGAAAGCUCCUGAAUACAUCAGGAUGGCAGCAUCAUUAAAUGCUGGGGAGACGACCUACAGUCUGGAGCACGCCAACGACCUUCGAGUGGAAGUGCAGAAAGUGUACGAGCUAAUAGAUGCUUUAAGUAAGAAGAUCUUAACCUUGGGCUUGAACCAAGACCCUUCACCACAUCCAAACACUCUUCGGCUACAGAGAAUGAUCAGAUACUCAGCUACACUAUUUGUGCAGGAAAAGUUAUUGGGUUUGAUGUCACUGCCAACCAAAGAACAGUUUGAAGAACUAAAAAAGAAAAGGAAGCAGGACCUGGAGCAGAAGAGGACCAUGGAGCGACAGGCUGCUCUGGAGUCCCGACGGAAGCUUGAGGAAAGGCAGAGUGGUUUGGCAUCUCAUACAGCCAAUGGGGACAUGAGGUCUCUUCAAGGCAUACCUGCCCCCUUGCGAAAGGCCGAGGGCUGGCUCCCACUGUCAGAAGGUCAGGGACAGAGUGAAGACCCUGACCCUCUCCUUCAGCAGAUCUAUAACAUUACAUCGUUCAUCAGGCAGGCCAAGGCUGCAGGCCGCACAGAUGAGGUGCGCACACUUCAAGAGAACCUGCGGCAGCUGCAGGAUGAGUAUGACCAGCAGCAGACUGAGAAGGCCAUCGAGCUGUCCCGGAGGCAGGCUGAGGAGGAGGAGCUACAGCGGGAGCAGUUACAGAUGCUCCGCCAGCGGGAGCUGGAACGAGAAGAAGAGCAGUUCCUGGCAGCAUCUCUGCAAACACGGACUCGUGUUCUAGAACUCCGAGAAGUUUUACCCUUCCAGUCGGAGCCCAGCCGAGGGCCUCACACUGAUCUUGCCUAUUCCUUAGAUGAGGACUCCUCCCCAGUUCAGAGCAGCACAGCUCCUGAUAUCCUUUCACCUGGCUCAGCUCUAGCACCCAUCCAUGUGUGGUCUGGGUCCCCAGCCCUUAGCCAAGAAUUACUCCUUCAGAGCACCAUAUCACAGCCAAGUAGUAAGACCUCUCUCAACCCGUUUGAUGAAGAAGACCUCUCCAGCCCUACAGAGGGUGCUGUCAGCCCUGCUGCUGUAGAGGCUUUCCAAGGCCCUCCAGCUGCUGUCACCAAAGAAUACAAUCCUUUUGAGGAAGAUGCUGAGGAAGAGGAGGUGGCAGAGUUGGGGGCAGGGAAUCCCUUCACUGACCCAGACAGUCCAGCACCCAACCCCUUUGAUGAGGAUGAGCAUCCCAGGUCUGCCAGUCCAGCCGCCCCUGGAAACCCUUUUGAAGAGUGUCCAUGCACCAACCCCUUUGAGGUAGACAGUGAUAGUGGCAUGGAGGCUGAGGAACACAUUGAGGAGGAGCUGCUCCUGCAGCAAAUUGACAACAUCAAGGCUUACAUCUUUGAUGCCAAGCAGUGUGGUCGAAUGGAUGAGGUUGAGGUUCUGACGGAGAACCUCCGGGAGCUGAAGUGCACCCUGGCUAAGCAGAAGGGGGCCCCUAACUGACAGCAGUGGGCAGGAACUGGGCAGAGUCUUUGGUAGCAUGAUAUCAAGUGGGAGGAGGAGAUGGGCAGGCGCCUGAAACGCACACAGGUGGGAGCUGGAAACAGUAGUCUCUUGCUGUGCACUUUGAGACAUUUCCACUAUAGUUGAACAAGAACAGGAAAAAAAUUGGCAUUAUUUGCUGGUUUUUCUGUAUUUCUUUUAAUGAAGUGUUCCCUUUUCAGGGGACUUUACCAUUUUAUUUAUUGAGAUACAGAGCUGGGCCAAGGCAGAAAUGGCUCCUGGGUACCUCUUAGUCCAUUUUCUGCUGACUGUUCUUGGUCAUUAUGCAGUAUUAUAGGGAAGCCCUUAACAGACCCCUUCCUCUAGCCAAGAUAGGCAGGGGCUCUAGCAGGAGUCUGUCCUGACUUGGUUGCUCCCUUUCAGCACCUCCCUGCUUGGACUAUCUCCUGGACACUUAGGGAGAUGCUGUGUGAAGGCAGAGUCUAGACCCAGUGGGCACCAGUGCCUCUUUUUACAGAUGGCAGGAAUGUUGCCAGUGUUGUCCCCUCCCAGUUAAAGGAAGUAAAGUUCCCAAGUGUGAGGGUGGUGGGGUGGUGGGGUGGUAGUGUCAGUGUGAGCUUGAUUAUGAGACAGUAGUGAUCAACUUCUUGGUGGAUGUUAUGGUUUGGAAGAACUUUCUACUUGUGCAGUUGACAGCCCCUGGGGUUUGAUAGAACGACAACUAUAUAGGUCACAUUCAAGGUCCUGUUGACUUGGGAAUUGUGACUGGUAAGUUUCUGUGGAGUAUUAGUAGGUGAUGGAACACUUCUGAGUCAGGAGAUAAAUUCUAGUAACUUCCAAGGCCCUCAAGUCAGCCUUCUUCCAUGUGGUUCAUUCUGGAAACUGGUAAGGUGUUAUUUUACUACUUCGAGUACUAAAAAACAGAAAUAUUUGAGGCAUAGCCUGAGAUCAUUCCACAGCCCUGAAGUACUUGAACUCUUGAUAGAAGACAGAAAGGGAAGUUAUGUAGCUUAGUACUUUGGUUUACAGGAACAGGUCAGUUGACAGAUGACCUUGUAAGAUCCUUGGUGUGCUCAGCUCUGGGUCAUUUCUUUAGUUAAUGGACAAUAACUGUCUACUAGUCACUUUCCCUUUAGCUAACUCUGGGCCGUGCCUUUUGUUCGCUACUGGUGUGCAAGCUCAAAUUCUUCUCUCACAUUCUGGUGAAGAUCUGUCUUGGUGGUAAGAAUACCAUGUGGGUGCAAAGAUCUCUAUUUUGGCAGCUUUAAUCCCAAUUCAUUAGUACCUGUUGGGGCUUUGGCUGGAUAGAAAGCCCACUUGGAGAGGAAGGGUAAGAACUCUUUGGGGUUCUGGAAGGUAAGCAGCCUGGCAUCGUAUGUUACCUGGGGCUGGCUUCCCCUCUUUCUAAAGCCUAGUCUCCAGGCAUGCCCAGCACAUCACCCUGCUUCAUCUGCUUCUGUCUGAUGGAAAAGGAGGCAGCUCUAACAUAAGGAUGAAGCUGAAUACUGGUUUUCACCAUUACUUUUCCUGACACAGAUCAGGUGCUCAAGGUGGUUCAACUGCAGACAUUGCUUUUCUUAUAAGAAUGGCUUUCUUAAUUAGCUAGUGACUCAUUAAAUGUACUCCUUUCUGGAAAUCACUCUAGAUAGCAGUCUAACAGAGCAUGGGGAAAACAGAUGCUUUUCAACAGCCAUUUUUUAAAUCCCGAUUGAAUUUUAAACCAAGUGAACUCAGAUUCCAGAGGUUUAACUGAGUUUCUUAUUGAAUUCCUCUUUGAUCAUAUUCUGAAAGUCAGAGACAUAACAAGAGAGACAUGUCUACCCAUUGGCUGUAUCACUUCCCAGAAUUCCUACAGGUCAGUUGGUUUGCAGAGGGUGUUUGGCCUGUGAGUGAACCACAGUGCCAGCUUCUUACCUUGGGUGAAUAUUUCAUGAUUCCCAAGGUCCCAAGCUCCACCUCAGCAGUGAAGGAGCACAUCCUUGAUAAGGUAUUGGCAGAUCCCUUAGGUGUAGGUCCUGUUCACAGUGGAAGGGCUUCUUGCUUUGUUCCCUUCUAACACACUAAGGAACUGGAGCCUCACUCAUUGCACUUACCACACAUCAUGUCUUUGUUGUCAGAUGUUAAAACAUCUUUCUAAGUCAUCAUGAGCCAUGUUGCAUAGCAGUGCCAUGCAGUUCAAAUUGUGGAAUUGGCCUCUGGACAAGGUCAGACUAGAGGAGCACGGUGUUCUGGUAAUCAUGAUGACUGUCAGCAAGAUGGUCAUUGACGCGCAUGCACUACACUGGGGCCUUGUAUCAGAGGCUUUUAUUAAAAAAAUAUCAUUUAUGUGAGGCUUUUAUUAAAAAAAAAAUAACAUGUUCA
Rattus rattus (black rat) is the source of this 5123-nucleotide messenger RNA. It is a transcript of the gene Rbsn, whose product is annotated as rabenosyn, RAB effector. The transcript is spliced from 12 exons. Bases 501 to 2762 code for a protein of 753 amino acids. NCBI's taxonomy places the organism in Eukaryota, Metazoa, Chordata, Mammalia, Rodentia, Muridae. Gene Ontology annotation, molecular function: metal ion binding. The record is from RefSeq and is a predicted model, not a curated record.